This is a messenger RNA of Habropoda laboriosa, 588 nucleotides long. RefSeq lists its product as uncharacterized. The transcript has 4 exons. Lineage: Eukaryota; Metazoa; Arthropoda; Insecta; Hymenoptera; Apidae. Bases 1 to 588 code for a protein of 195 amino acids. The record is from RefSeq and is a predicted model, not a curated record.
AUGAUGCUGAGCGGGAGGAUUUUGAUUCUUGUGGGGUUGGUGAGUUAUGGAGUUCUUGCGAGAAACGCGGACGACAAUCGGGAUUUACACAAGGAGACGAGUACCAAGAAGUACGGUGGUUCUAUGUUGAUGGAGAUCGCGAAGGAACUUGUACAAAGAUCGUCAACUAAUAGUCAGGUACUGAAUUUAAAUUUGUCAAAUUUGUUGCUACUUCUGGUACUAAAAGCAGUCGUGUUUGGAGCAGGAUAUUUAGGAAACCAUGGCUACAAAGGACGUGAAUUAGAUGAAGAAAAUUUGGUAUCUGAAGGAGAGGUUACACUGGCACUGGGAUACCUAAUGGGAGAUACGUGCCUCUAUAGAGCAGCCUGUGAAGAACCUCAUGUAGCGAAAGAAUACCUGGGAGCCGCAGAAAUGAUCAUCGAAACGAUGAAAUUGCUACCCCAAAGUUCGCCAGUUGAAGGGAAAUACAAACAAACAAUAGGGGAAUUCAGCAAAGCCAUCGAAUACGGCAUUAAGAAUAGCUGUCCGCCUGAAUAUACCUGCAAGAAGGAGAAUAUUAAGAAUUUUUUGCGAGAAGAAAGGAAAUGA